AGUAAGGUAAAACAAAAAGGAAAACAGAAGCAUGCACUUUGUUUCUUCUACCUAUUGUCAUCAAGAAGUGGCUCUUUUGCAGCUUUUAGAGGUGAAUCCCUUUGACUGCGACCACAAGCUGGAUAGUAGCAUGAUUUAACUCUGAUUCAUGUACCUCACUGGAAUUCGAAGGUUCAACAAUAUCACUUGCCACUGAAUCUUCUGUCUUGAUGUCAUCUUCCUUUCCUGCAUACAUUCGAUGUCAACGUGUGUACACUCUGAAACUCGGUGAUCCAGGAGAGAGAAGUGCACCAUCUAUGCAAAUAACUCCAUCUUCUUCCUCAUUAUCUCCCUCAGCAUCUGUUUCUUCCGUAGCCAUCUUUUCUAUCACUGCCAUCACUGCCUCCACCACAUCCUCCUCUGGAACAACUUCCUCUAGCUGUAGUGAUUCAGGUGUUGCAUUUGCUGACCCUUCACUUUCAGCAGAUGCCCUCCUCUGAUUAUUUUUAUUGUUGGAACUGGGUCUGGCGUGUUCAUCAUCUUCAACCAGAGCCAGUGCCACCUUUGCAGGCCCUUCACUUUCAGGAGAUGCACUCUGGUCAUUUUCAUUAUAGGAAUUGGGUAUAGAAUGUCCAUCCUCUUCUACAUGAGACAGUACCUCCAUUGCAGACCCUUCAGUUUCAUAAGAUGCACUCCUUCGGUCAUUUUCAUUGUUAGGAAUGGGUCUAGAAUGUUCAUCUUCUACUCCAUCCUUGAGCAGCUGUUUCUUUGAAAGGGUUGUAAGCCCUCUGAUCUCUUCAAGCUUGCGGAAAAAUAAAGGUUCUAGCCUUUGCGGCAUCAUCAUCGGCCUUGAAGCCACACAACCCAUUACAAGGCAAAUGUACAAGAAAUGGAGAGGCUGAGAUUGAGAAGAGGGUGCAACAAAAAGGGAUGGUGAAGGAAUCAGGAUUCAACGAAGGCGAAAAUUUAAUUGCAGAAUUCCAACGGUAGUUAAGGAACGACAGCAAAUAUUUUUUAACAGAUUUGAUUAUUUGUUACAUAGUUUGUUGGUCUGUCUUCAACUUCCAUUUAAUUGCUAUUUAGGCCCAUUCUUUGUAGUCUGUCAACGUGAAAGAGUCAAAUUGUGUUUAUUACAGCUAUGCUGAUAGAGAUUAUAUUAUGAGAUGAUCUUUUGGAAAAAAGAAAAAAAAAAGUAAAAACCGAAACAAAUGCUGUUGGCAUCU
Messenger RNA from Rubroshorea leprosula, 1202 nucleotides. The record is from the annotation of a GenBank genome assembly. NCBI's taxonomy places the organism in Eukaryota, Viridiplantae, Streptophyta, Magnoliopsida, Malvales, Dipterocarpaceae.